ACCCGGAACUGGCGGCCGCAGGUGACGGCUUCAGGUGCAGUCGAAAAACGGGGAGGAUUCGAGGAAGAAAACAGAGCAGUUCCUUCAUGUUUUUUAGCCGUCCGUGUGUAAAAUGGAGAUCUCUGAGGAGGCGAUACUGAGGGCGCUGAUAGAAGAAGGCGGACAGGUGAAGAACUCGGAGUUACUGGCUCAGUUCAAAACUCAGCUAAACUGCAGUGAUCCGGCGGAGAAGAAACAGAACCGAGACCUCUUCAAGACUUUCGUCAACAACGUUGCCGUGGUGAAAGAGUUUGAAGAGGUCAAGUACAUCGUCCUGAAGAAGAAAUAUCACCAUUUACUGACGCAACCCGGUGAUGGCAGUGCUCAGAAAAGGGAGAGUGAGGAAGGUCAACUGGAUAAACCAGGACAACACCCAGCAGGAGAGGAAAACAGGGAGGACAGUCAUGCUGAAGGUGAAGAAGCUAAGGCACCCGGCCCGAACAAGCCAGAAGAGCAAGUUCAGCCAGAUAAGGAAGGUGACUCCCCAAACACCAGCCAGCCACGCUCUCCCAUAGAGCUGGCCUUCGAAAGGAUCAAGUCUGUGGACGUCAAAGCCAAGAGGUCCUUACAGUUCGUGGUUCCGCUCAAGUUGAGCGCAGAUGACACCCAGCAGCUUAGACCCAGCCAGGCAAGCACCAGCAAGCCGUUUGCACUGCCGUUAAGAAUGCCUCCAGUGGUCAUCACUGCUUGUCCUGAAGUGAAUGCCCCCAAAGAGCAUUUGGCACCACCAAGGUCAAUGCUGGAGCCUCCUAGUUCACCCAGAUAUAAGAGGAGGCCGUCUACAGACAGUAUGGCAGGCGCCAGUUCACCACAAACCAGGAGACACUGCAAGAGCAUGAGGCCGGUCGAUGAGCCCAAAUACGGCGACACAUUCCCACUAGAAACCACAGAGCAUGAGUGGCUGGUGUCGUCCGCAGUGGGACACUGGGGUCUGCUGUAUGGCCACCUGCUCAAUGACACUCAGCUGGCGGAGAAGAGGGACUUCGUGUCCGGCUUCACGGCCCUUCACUGGGCGGCCAAGUGCGGCAACAGCGACAUGGUAUGUAAACUGAUCGAGCUGUCCAAAGAGAAGGGCAAGGGGGUGGAUGUGAAUGGCAAAUCUUUUGCUGGUUACACACCGCUGCACAUUGCUGCCCUGCAUGAUCAGGAGUACAUCAUGAACCUCCUGGUACAGCACUAUGGAGCGGAUCCUAAUGUCCGGGACAACUGCGGCAAGAAGCCGCACCACUACCUGCACAAGGGUGUAUCCACAAAGCUGCGGGAGCUCCUCGGAGCACCGAAGGUCAAAGUUCAAGGCCCAGAGCCGCAGAAGAGCGCUGAGGAGCCUGAGGCGCACAGACACUCCCACACCAUCAGCAGACUCUUCCAGCCUCAUACAAUCGGGUACAAGAAGAAGCCCAAGGUCAGGGGCUCCUUCCUGUCUGUGGCUGAGGAAGGGAGGGACGAGAGGGAUGAGCACCCUUCACCCAUGCACAGGGUUCUGUCUGACGUGUUUUCCUAAGCAUUACUUAUGCUAAAUUAAAACAACAUUAACCCCUUGUA
Colossoma macropomum (tambaqui) is the source of this 1581-nucleotide messenger RNA. RefSeq names its product ankyrin repeat domain-containing protein SOWAHA-like. Bases 113 to 1540 code for a protein of 475 amino acids. The record is from RefSeq and is a predicted model, not a curated record. Lineage: Eukaryota; Metazoa; Chordata; Actinopteri; Characiformes; Serrasalmidae. The transcript has 2 exons. Gene Ontology annotation, molecular function: protein binding.